Messenger RNA from Dentiscutata erythropus, 252 nucleotides. The record is from the annotation of a GenBank genome assembly. NCBI's taxonomy places the organism in Eukaryota, Fungi, Glomeromycota, Glomeromycetes, Diversisporales, Gigasporaceae.
ACAGAAAUCUUACAUCAUUUGCCAAUAACUCACAAUAAUGAAAUCAAACUUGAUUAUGAACAAUCAUCUCGACAUUCUUUUUGGCCCAUAGCACUAACAGCAUUCUACAGUCUAGCAUGGCUCAGCAAACUGCUACCAAACAAUCAGUCUAAUGCUACAAAGGUUCCAACACUCAAAGCCCUAAGUUUUGAAAAAGCCAAUAGUGCAAUAUUUGCUAGAAUUCAGCUACUGAGAACUAAGACAACUGUCUGA